Molecule: messenger RNA, 1792 nt
Organism: Dothidotthia symphoricarpi CBS 119687
Lineage: Eukaryota; Fungi; Ascomycota; Dothideomycetes; Pleosporales; Dothidotthiaceae
Product: cyclopentanone 1,2-monooxygenase
Exons: 3
Coding region: 37-1737 (566 amino acids)
Molecular function (GO): flavin adenine dinucleotide binding; NADP binding; N,N-dimethylaniline monooxygenase activity
Source: RefSeq, a predicted model, not a curated record
ACCUUUAAAGCUUUCAUUUAAUACCAAAGUCUUAACAUGUUUGCUUUUUUCAAAUCCUUCAUCGGCUAUGGUUCUGUCAACAAACAGGAGCGUAUGUCUCUAGAUAGAGACACCAACGCAACCAAUAAUGCUUCAACCCAAGAACUCGAUGCUCUGAUUGUCGGUGCUGGGUUUGGCGGUGUUUACCAGCUCAAGGCAAUGCGGGACGCUGGAUACAAAGUCAAGCUCGUGGAGAGCGGGAGUGACUAUGGAGGCGUAUGGUACUGGAAUCGAUACCCAGGUGCACGGGUAGAUAGCUCUAUCCCGCACUACGAAUUCUCCGACCCAGCACUAUGGAAGGACUGGACAUGGAACCAGAGAUUUCCGGGAGGCGCUGAACUGCGCUCAUACUUUGCAUAUGUAGCCGACAAAUGGGAUCUGAGGAAGGAUACACAGUUUGACAGCUUCGUGUCAUCUGCGACCUGGGAUGACGAUGAGGCUAGAUGGACGGUGAAGACAAAGGCUGGCGAGACUUACAAAGUCAAGUUCCUCCUACUAAAUACUGGGUUUGCCGCGAAGAGAUAUAUACCGGAUUGGAAAGGCAUUGACUCAUUCAAAGGAACGUUCCUCCAUCCAUCGUAUUGGCCUCAUGAAGAGCCCGAUCUCAAAGGAAAGAGAGUAGCCGUGAUUGGCACAGGGUCAACUGGCAUUCAGCUCGCCCAAGAGAUCAGUAAAGUCGCCAGCCAUCUUACGGUCUUCCAACGUACCCCCAAUAUGUCUAUGCCGAUGAAGCAAGUAGACUACGACCUUCCCGAGCAAGCCAUUCCCAGACCUGACUACCCCGAUCUUUUCGCCCACCGCACUGAUAGUUACUCUGGCUUUUCCUUCAACUUUCUGCCCCGCUCAACUUUCGACGACACUCCCGAACAACGCGUCAAAACCUACGAGUCCCUCUGGGCCGAAGGCGACUUCAAGUUCUGGCUAGCGACAUACUACGACAUGCUCUUCGUCAAGGAAGCAAACCGCGAAGCAUACAAUUUCUGGCGCGACAAGACACGCGCCAAGAUCAACGACCCCAAGAUUGCCGAAAUCCUCGCGCCCAUGGAGCAACCGUAUGCAUUUGGCUGCAAGCGCAUUUCUCUGGAGAACAAGUAUUUCGAGAUGUACAACGAGGCCAACGUAAGUCUCGUAGACACCAGCGACAAGGGAACGCCCAUCCAAGAGAUCACCGAACGCGGCAUCCGGACCACCGAUGCAGAGCACGAAUUCGACUACAUCAUCUGCGCAACAGGCUACGACGCCAUCACCGGCGGCCUGACACAAAUCGACAUCCGCGGCCCCUCAGGCGAGUCUCUAGACGCACACUGGAAGGACGGCGCGAAAACACAUCUCGGCCUCGCCGCCUCCGGAUUCCCUAAUAUGUUCUUCACGUACGGCCCUCAGGCGCCGACCGCGCUGUGCAACGGCCCGACGUGUGCGGAGCUGCAGGGUAACUGGAUCCUCCAGGCUAUGAACCAUAUGAAAGAGAAGAGCUUCAAGAAGAUGGAUGUGCAGAAAUCAAGUGAAGAUGAGUGGAAGACGCUCAUUUGGAAUAUCGCGAAUUCGUCGCUUUUGCCAACUGUGGACUCGUGGUAUAUGGGCACAAAUAUUCCUGGUAAGACGAGAGAACCGCUGAUCUAUCUUGGGGGCGUGCCGACGUACUAUAAGACUAUCAACGAGGCUGCCGAGAACGGGUAUACUGGGUUUGAUCUGUCGUAAGAGGGUCUAGGCUGUAAUUGGGGGAGUGACGGUCAAUUCUAGUAGUGAAAAGCGC